AUGGGCAGGAGGCUGCCGGCGGCGUUGUGCGGUGGCCGGGCGGCGACGCGGGUGGUGAGGAGAAAGCGGGUGCACCGGGCGUCCUACGCCCCGUCCUCUAAGCUCCCCGCCCCGGCACUGCCCGGCGGCGGCGGUGGCAAGGCCGGCAGCGCAGCAGCAACAGCCGGUGGUGUCAAUGGCAACGGCGAGCUGAUGGUGCAAGUGGGCAGUGCCGCCGCCGCCGCCGUGACGGCGACCGGCAAGAAGAAGGACGGCGGCGGGCGGCGGGUCAUGGUGCUGGCCGACGGCCGCGCCGAGGCCGCCGGCGCGCUCCAGUGGGCGCUGUCGCAGGCCGUCCGGAGCAACGACACUGUCGUCCUCCUCGCCGUUGCCAAGCCCGUCGCCCGAGACGCCGUCAGUGAUUCUUGCGUCAAGAUGCUGGGCACCAAGAGCCAGCAGCACCUCGCCGCCUUGAGGACAGUCUGUGAAUCAACAAGGCCAGAGGUGAAGGUGGAGACGUGCGCCGUGGAGGCGGAGGAGCGCGCGCCGGCGGUGGUGGACGUGGCCAGGCGGCACGGCGCGUCGUUGCUCGUGCUGGGCCAGCGCCCGCGGCGGCACGCGGUGGCGCGGUGGCUGCACGCGGUGCUGUGGCGGCGCCGGCGCAGCAGGGGCUCCUCCUCCGCCGCUGGUGCCGCCGCCGGCGGCGGAGGCAUGGUGGAGUACUGCAUCGAGCACGCGCCGUGCGUGGCGCUGGCCGUGCGCAGGAGGAGCUCAGGCGGUUACCUCGUCUCCAGCAAGCACCACAGGGACUUCUGGCUCCUCGCCUAG
Miscanthus lutarioriparius is the source of this 807-nucleotide messenger RNA. The record is from the annotation of a GenBank genome assembly. NCBI's taxonomy places the organism in Eukaryota, Viridiplantae, Streptophyta, Magnoliopsida, Poales, Poaceae.